Messenger RNA from Paramecium primaurelia, 1626 nucleotides. Lineage: Eukaryota; Ciliophora; Oligohymenophorea; Peniculida; Parameciidae. The record is from the annotation of a GenBank genome assembly.
AUGAUAACAUUCAUAAUUUACAUUUUAUUAGAGAUCUUUUCAACGGCUAAAGAGAUAUAUGUUUAUAUAGAUGAAUAACAAACUAUUGAUACAUUUGAAGAAUUUGGUGUUAUUUUAGAUGCUAAUAUUACUUAUAGAUCAUAAAAUUUACACCUAUGUCAAAUAAUCAAAUAAAGAGUAAAUAAUCUAAUCGAAAACUAAAUACUUUUAGGACCAUAAAUUAAUGAAAGCGUUUUCAAUUAAUAUUAUAUUGAUGGUUCCUUAAAAUUAUAGGGUAAUUAUUAUUAUAUUGUAUCAAUGGUUCCAAUAAAUAAUGGAACUAUAAUUUUAUUAAGUAAUGGAAUUCUUACUUAUAUAUAUGAAAAUAAUAAUAACAUAUUCAAAAUUGAAUCAGAUUAUUCGAUAUUCAAUGUUCAAAAUCAAUUAAUAAUAGAUACUGUUUAUAUGUUUUAUUUAUCAACUACUCAUAAAAUAAUGAUUAUACUUAAUAAUUAAUUGAUAUAUGUAUAAUUAAAUAUAAAUCAAUCCAAUAUAUUUGGUCAGUAUACUAAUCAAAUUGAUGAAAAAAUCUUAAAUACUUAAAAUAUAGAGUUUAUUGAUGAUUACUUAUUCAUUGUAAGAUAGAAUUAAUUUACAAUCUAUUCUUUUAAACAAUAAGAUUUUGAAAAAAUUUAUAAUAAUAAUAAUAUCACUAUAAAUAUUAUUGACUUCAAAGUUAAGUAAGAAGAUGAUGAAUUUUAAAUAUUCUUUUUGCAUAGAUGGUAUGGUGUAAAAGUUUGUAUUUAUGAUCUUAAUUUACAGUUAUUUAAUGAAGUUUCAUCGUAUAAUGAUAUACCUAUGAAAGGAUAUAAAAUUGGAUUAUAUAAACAUAUUUUAAUGAUUGUUGAAGAAAAUAAUGAUGAAUCUAUUAUUAAUGAAUUACAUUAGUCAAAAAUAAACAAUAAAUGGACUCUAUCUAAUCAAUAUCAAAUAUAAAAUAUUAUUAAGGAUAUCAAAUUUACAGAGGAUUAUGCAAUCUUAAUUGGAAAUUAUGGACAUCAAAUUAUUUAUCAUUCUCUACCUAAUGCAGAUUAUUAAAUAUAGUAAUAAAUAGUUAUUCCUGGAUUACAACAAAUCUAUCUUCUAAGUUAAACAGAAUCUUAAAAUCAAUCAUUAAUAGGUAUUACUAAAAAUACCUAUUUCAUUUCUAAAUUUUAUAUGAUUCCUUAAAAGAUUAUUUGCUAAUACAACUAAGAAUUAAGUUCUAUUUAAUUCACAUAUUAUUAAAAUUCUACAUAAUGCUCUAAAUUAAAAUAAAAAAAAGAAGGUGAAUUGUGUCUUUACAUCUCAAAUUAUACCGUUUCUUAUAAAUAUCCUUUAAUUACUUCAAAAUAAAUAAUAUAUAUAUUGAAGGUUCUUGCUUUCAUUUUGGUAAUUAUAACAACCACAAUAUUUUUUAUACACCCAUAUAUUAGGAAAAAAAAAUAGAAGAAAGUUUAUUUAGAAAUUAAAAGUAAUUCAAGUAGUAAUGUUGGAACACCAGUUCAUAAUGAACAAAAUAUUUCUAUUAGAUAUUAGUAAUAGUCAACUAUAACUGGAAGUAUAUCAAUUUAAUAAUUUAAAUUGAGCAAUGAAAUUUCUCGUUGA